AUGAACUUCCAGGGCAGUAGGAGGCGAGGAGAGGAUGGCAUCGCCAUGGUGAUUGACUUCCUGCUGUCUAAUGCCCGGCUGGUUCUGGGAGUUGGCGGGGCUGCCAUGCUUGGAAUUGCUACACUGGCAGUGAAACGGCUGAUAGAGCGCGCAGGCCGUGCAGCUGAUGAUGAGAAGGUGGAGCAGAAGAUGGCUGAGAGCUGGGAGGAGUUGAGUUUGGUCUCUGCUUCCCCCACACUGAUCAAGAAGGGCAUAGAGGGUGUGGUGAUGAAACAUGUUGCCAAGGCGGCCAAACAGCAGAAAGCUGACUUGUGCCAACAACCUCAGACGUCCUCUCUGGAGUCCAAACCUGAAUCCAAGUCCAAGAGACUCCAGCUGUGCGUUCUCAGUUUGCAGGAGCGAUUGCAGCAGUACUAUCACACAAGGGCAGCACUCGCUUCACAUGAGGUCCAGAGGGCUCAGUCGCUAGCUCUGGACAUCUGCACUGAGAUCCAGGGCUUUCUGCGCAGCCGUCUCCCUGACAUGCCCCUGGGAGAAAUGAGCCUUGGAGGCUCUCUGCUGGAUGACCUGCAGGUGGUCAGUGCGGACCAUGCAUGUCUGCUGGUGCCUCUACAGCUGGAAGCCUCUCUGUGGCGUCUCAUCCCAGGAGAGGAGACACUGCUCACACACCCGCUGCACUGGAUGGUCAGACGGGUCAAUCUGGAGUAUUUUCCCAGAGGACGCAGCUACUGGGACAGGUACCUGGUGGGUGGUUACCUGUCUGCAGAAGCUGUUGUGAACAUGUUUAGUAAAGCUGUUAUGGAAACAAUAAACUGGCCGUCCAUCAGCAGCACCCUGGACUGUCUCGUCAGACCUGUACUGGGAGGACCAGACCUGAGACUGGAGAUUCGGCCUGGAAAUGUAAUCGGGGCACCGAGCAAUGAUCAGUCCUUGUUUAUCACCAUGCUGCCUCUGCUGAGGGAGGAGGAUGUGGUUCUGACCGCCCAGCCGGAGCUCACCUCUCCUUGGGUCAACGCCUGGCACCUGUCCCUCUACCCGUGGGAGAUGCAGCGCCUGGCUCAGCUCGACACUGCUGACGACGGACACCGCAGACACACACUUAAAAUCCUCAAGGCGGUGUGCAGACUGAACCCCGCCCUGCGGCCGCUCGAAGCAGCUCCAUUGGCCAAUCUCAUCCUGCACCUCAGUGACAGUGAGAGCGACUGGUCCGAAAUGAGCCUGGAUGUGAGAUUCCAGCAGUGUAUCACAGAGCUGAUUGGCUACCUCGAACAAGGGGCUUUACACAGCUACUUCAAGCCAGCUGUCAAUCUGCUGAGCGGCUUGUCAGAGGACCAGGUGGACCAGAUGGGCUUCAUGCUGUACUGCGCUGUGUCAGAGCCUGAAAUACUGCUCAUAUAACUGUCUGCACACACAUCUCUCAAGCUCUCAUACCACACACACACAAGCGGAUUGAAGGAGUAAUCUUUAUAGUCCAAGAUGUUUGGUUCAAGGCAGAGGUGUUGUAUUCUUCCCACUGCCUACUCUUGUUUAGUUCCUCCGUCCUGCUUUGAUGCAAGGGAACAGGGUAGAGUUAAGAUGACAAAUGGCCGGCACCAUGGACUGUCUACACUGGAGGAGGAGACGCUACGCGAAGACUACAGAUAUGAAAGUGAUAAUCACGCUAAACAAAUCGCCCCGAGGAAAAGAGACCUGAUGAGAAAAGGAGCUGAGGAAGUGUUCAUUAAGAUGUUUGAAACACUGCUUCAGGAGGUUCCUGACUCUAACACCACAUCCAAGUCUGCAUUUGAGUUUGUGUGAUCAUCAUUCUUCACAGGGAGUCAUGAACAUCCUGCACGGCCACAUACAGUUCAGUAUAUCUAAUAACGGCAGAGGACGGUUGAUUCAUUCUUUCUAGCCUCUUAUUGGUAGUGUGUGCUCUGCAUUAUUUUCCUAAAUCUUCUUUAAUAUAUUCUAGCUAUGCAGAAAAAUGAUGACUUGCUGAAAACCAACAGGCUUUGAUGCACUAAUGAAACCAUUCAGUCUGUCUCAGCUGGACUUAUUAAACACAGAGUGUAUAUUUUAUUAUACUGGAGAUGAAGGUGUGCUUGAUUUUGUUUGUCUUAUUUAGUGUUCGUUAUGUUGCCAAUCUUGUUUGGGUAAACUAACCCUCAACAUUAUGAUUAAAGUUGCCUAAUAAUUUUAUGCAGUUGCUUUUAAAUACCGAAUGAAUGUUGUGGCCAUUUCUUCAGUUGUGUUUUUUCUUGCUGAGUGAAAGACGAUUGAAUUUCUGUGAUGAGAAGUGAAACUGCAAAUAAAAAUUAAAGCAUUUGUUUAGAUUCGUUCUCA
This is a messenger RNA of Epinephelus lanceolatus (giant grouper), 2325 nucleotides long. The record is from RefSeq and is a predicted model, not a curated record. Lineage: Eukaryota; Metazoa; Chordata; Actinopteri; Perciformes; Serranidae.